Molecule: messenger RNA, 5950 nt
Organism: Zalophus californianus (California sea lion)
Lineage: Eukaryota; Metazoa; Chordata; Mammalia; Carnivora; Otariidae
Gene: PDZRN4
Product: PDZ domain containing ring finger 4
Biological process (GO): protein ubiquitination
Molecular function (GO): ubiquitin-protein transferase activity; protein binding
Source: RefSeq, a predicted model, not a curated record
AUGGGCUUUGCCCUGGAGCGCUUCGCCGAAGCGGUGGACCCGGAUUUCAAGUGCAAGCUGUGCGACCAGGUGCUGGAGGAGCCCCUGUGCACGCCGUGCGGGCACGUCUUCUGCGCCAGCUGCCUGCUGCCCUGGGUGGCGCGGCGGCGCCGGUGCCCGCUGCAGUGCCAGCCCCUGGCGCCGGGCAAGCUGUACCGGGUGCUGCCUCUGCGCAGCCUCAUCCAGAAGCUGCGCAUCCAGUGCGACUACCGCGCCCGCGGCUGCGGCCGCUCGGUCCGGCUCCACGAGCUGGCGGCGCACGUCGAGCGCUGCGCCUUCGGUCCUGCCCGCCGCCGCCGGCGGGACUGCGUCUCGGGGCCCGGCGGCCGCGGCGGCGUGGACGUACCCGCGCGGGGGGGCUGCGGAACGGCGCCGGGGCCCGGCCGGGGCGGGGGCGGGGGCGCGCGCGGGGGACCGCCGGGCGUCCACGGCGGGAGCGGGCGGGGGCCCGGACCGCUAGUCCUCGCCUGGAGUCGGCGCGAGAAGGCGCUGCUGGCGCAGCUCUGGGCGCUGCAGGGCGAGGUGCAGCUCACGGCCCGCAGGUACCAAGAGAAGUUCGCCCAGUACAUGGCUCACGUCCGCAACUUCGCCAGAGACCUGGGCGGCGGCCGCGGCCCGGAUGGAGAACAUAAGCCACUCACCAUCGUGUUAGAAAGAGAAAAUGACACGUUGGGAUUCAAUAUUAUAGGAGGUCGACCAAAUCAGAAUAAUAAGGAAGAAAAAUCAGCGGAAGGAAUUUAUGUUUCAAAAAUUUUGGAAAAUGGACCUGCCGACAGAGCAGAUGGCCUGGAGAUUCAUGACAAAAUCAUUGAGGUCAAUGGGAAGGAUCUCUCAAAGGCCACCCAUGAAGAGGCCGUGGAAGCUUUUCGAAAUGCCAAGGAGCCCAUUGUGGUCCAGGUGCUAAGACGAACACCGCUCAGUAAACCAGCCUAUGGAACGGCCCCAGCAGUGCAUCUCAUGCACGCCAGCACUCAGACCGACAUCACCUUCGAACACAUCAUGGCUCUGGCCAAACUUCGGCCACCAACCCCUCCAGUGCCAGACAUCUGUCCAUUCCUGCUCUCAGACAGCUGCCACUCUCUUCAUCCGAUGGAGCAUGAAUUUUAUGAGGACAAUGAGUAUCUUUCCAGCUUGCCUGCUGAUGCAGACAGAGCAGAGGACUUUGAAUAUGAGGAGGUCGAGCUGUGUCGUGUUAGUAGUCAAGAGAAGCUGGGCCUGACAGUCUGUUACAGAACGGAUGAUGAAGAAGACACAGGCAUUUAUGUCAGCGAGGUAGAUCCAAAUAGCAUCGCUGCCAAAGAUGGCCGAAUUCGAGAAGGGGAUCGGAUUUUGCAAAUAAAUGGGGAAGAUGUCCAACGAGAAGAAGCAGUGGCGUUGCUGUCUAGUGAUGAGUGCAAGAGAAUCGUGCUGCUUGUUGCAAGGCCAGAGAUUCAGCUGGAUGAAGGCUGGUUGGAAGAUGAAAGGAAUGAAUUCUUAGAGGAGUUAAACCUGGAGAUGCUGGAAGAACAGCAUAAUGAAGCGAUGCAGUGCACGGCCAAUGAGGUGGAGCAGCCAAAAAAACAAGAAGAAGAGGAAGGCACAACAGACACGGCAACAUCGUCCUCCAACAACCAUGAGAAGGACAGUGGGGUGGGGCGCACGGAUGAAAGCUUGCGGAAUGAUGAGAGCUCAGAGCAGGAGAAUGCAGCUGAGGAUCCCAACAGCACAUCUUUGAAGAGCACGAGAGAGCUGGGGCAGAGCCAAGACACUCUAGGAAGCGUUGAACUUCAGUGCAAUGAGAGCUUCGUGUCUGGCGAAUACAUUGACUCCGACUGCAUUGGCAACCCAGACGAGGAGUGUGAAAGAUUCAGACAGCUCUUGGAGCUCAAAUGCAAGAUUCGAAACCCUGGAGAGUAUGACCUGUAUUACUCGAGCAGCACAAUAGAAUGCCAUCAGGGGGAACAAGAAGGUGUGGAGCACGAGCUACAGUUGCUUAAUGAAGAACUAAGAAACAUUGAACUGGAGUGCCAAAAUAUCAUGCAGGCUCACAGGCUCCAGAAGGUGACAGACCAGUAUGGAGACAUCUGGGCUUUGCAUGAUGGAGGAUUCCGGAAUUAUAACACCAGCAUGGAUAUGCCACGGGGAAAACUAGAUGACAUCAUCGAACACCCAGAGAAGUCGGACAAGGACAGUUCUAGUGCUUACAACACAGCAGAAAGCUGCAGAAGCACCCCACUCACUGUGGACCGUUCCCCUGACAGCUCCCUUCCGAGAGUGAUCAACCUCACCAAUAAGAAAAACCUGAGAAGCACAAUGGCCGCCAAUCAGUCUUCUUCCGGACAGAGCAGUAAAGAGUCAACCUCCACCAAAGCCAAAACCAUGGAACAGGACUGCAGCGUGGAGGGCAAGGAGAAGAUUUCAGAAAGCAACAAGCUUUCUGAUCAGGAGAAAACCAGCAGUGAACACAUCCCUUACCUCUCUCCUUACCACAGCUCCUCAUAUAGAUAUGCAAAUAUCCCAGCGCAUGCCCGGCAUUAUCAAAGCUACAUGCAGUUAAUUCAACAGAAAUCUGCAGUCGAGUAUGCUCAGAGCCAGGUGAGUUUAGUGAGCAUGUGCAAGGAGUCUCAGAAGUGUUCAGAACCCAAGAUGGAAUGGAAGGUGAAAAUCAGGAGUGACGGGACACGGUACAUAACAAAGAGACCAGUGCGAGACCGGAUUCUGAGGGAACGUGCCUUAAAGAUCAAGGAGGAGCGCAGUGGCAUGACGACGGAUGAUGACACCAUGAGCGAGAUGAAAAUGGGCCGCUACUGGAGCAAAGAGGAGAGAAAGCAGCACCUGGUUCGGGCCAAAGAGCAGCGUAGGCGCCGGGAGUUUAUGAUGCGGAGCCGCUUGGAGUGUCUUAAGGAGAGCCCCCAGAGUGGCAGCGAGGGCAAGAAGGAGAUCAACAUCAUUGAACUGAGUCACAAAAAGAUGAUGAAAAAAAGAAACAAGAAAAUUUUGGACAACUGGAUGACAAUCCAAGAACUGAUGACCCACGGGGCCAAGUCUCCUGAUGGCACACGAGUUCAUAAUGCCUUCUUGUCAGUCACCACUGUAUGACUGAAUGAAUGGGAUGCAACUGAUUUUAGGAGGGUGCUACCAGUUUGGGUAGAGUAUGAUUGCCUCGUUCAAUGUGGCGUUUUUAUAUAUAUUUUGUGACUCUUUAUAGUUUAAAUUUUUUGUAAGCAAAAAUACCUGGUAAUUUUUCAUUUGUUUUUCAUAUACUGGUAUCUUCUUUUUGGCCGAGAUCUUUCUUUAACUUGUGAUAUAUUCAUAUAACUCAUUUACAUAUAUUGAAAAAACAAGCAAAACGAAAGAAAACAAAAAACUUGAACAAAAAUACUGAGGAGCCAAUUAAUUUCCUAUUUUAAUGUAUCUAUUGUAAGUUAAGAUCUGGAUUUAUUUCUCUAGUUUACUUAUUUUCUACUCUAAAAACAAUUCAAUGCCAAAACAUUUCUAUGCUUACUUCUUGGCAUAAUAAGUAUUAAGUCAACCCCAUUAAUAAAUCAUGUGCCACAUCUUGUCCUAUACAUAAAAACCACCUCUUUUUAAUAUCCCGUUGUACAUUUAACACCUAAAUGGCCGUUGUCUAUGUCUCAGUAAAGUGUAGGUGGACAAUCUCCCUGUGGUAUGUAGUGACAUUGGUCAUGUAGCUAGAUAAUUGUGGUAAUUGUGACAAUAAAAAAUAAAUUAUUGAUUAUCCUUAAGAAGAGUUAUCAAGGAAUGUUUUAUUUUCAUUGUCCACUAUGGUUACCAGAUUUCAAAUUAGUUAUAUAUGUAUACUAUUUAGAAGACUCCUAAUUGUGGAUUAUAAAAUGUGUACAUUUUCUAUCACUUUUUUUCCAAUAAAAUUGUCUUGAAAUACUUCCCAUAGAUCAUUGUGUCACAUAUUCUUGCCAGGAUUCAAUCAGAUAAUAUAUGUAGAGCAUCCAACAGAUGUUACCUAAACAUCCGAUAAAUAUAAGUUCGCCUCCCCUUUCCUGCCACCCAUGAAAGGUAAAGCCAGGAAAAAUUUAGGAAAGGACCUGGAGAGGGGAUCAGUGAAGGGUCUGAAAAUGUUUAUAAUGGCCCUAAGUAUAUUAGUUGGCUUGGGCUGCCAUAACAAAAUAUCCUAGACUGGGUAGUCUAAAUAGGAAUUUCUUUCUUACGGCUCUGGAGGCUGGGAAGUCGAAGAUCAAGGUGCUGGCAGAUUCGGCAAUUGGUGAGGGCUCUGUUCCUGUCUUGCAGAUGGCCACCCUCUCCUUCUGUCCUCAGAUGGCAGAUACAGAAAGGAAGCUGUCUGCUGUCUCUUCUUAUAAGGGCACUGAACCCCUCAUAAGAGCUCCACCCUCAUGACUCCAUCUAAACCUAAUUAUUUCCCAAAGACCCCAUCUCCAAAUACCAUGACAAUGGAGGUUAGAACUUGUUCAAAAUAUGACUUCUAGGGUGACAAAUUCACUCUAUAGCACUACAUGCAUUUAUUUAGUUGAUCAUUUGGGAAUAAAUUUGGGGGAAUCCUCUUUUUAAUAAUUUCCAGCCUAGCCAACUAUAAAUGCCUUCUAUGUCAGUUUAUGAACAAGUGAGAUUGCUAGAUUAUCAGAUAUAUUCUUUAAAUCUAGCUUUUCAUCAUAAAAACCAUAUAUAUGUCAAUAGCGGUGCCUCCAGAGUAAAGGCCAAAUUGGCCUUGUACGUGCAAACAUGAGUUUGAUCACAUUUUCAUUCAACCCAAGAGAUUGUUGGAGACACAAUGGAGACACAACAUCUGAAUAUUUCUGAAGCUACUUUCCUGUUUAAAAACAGUGUCUUCUUAUUAGCUCUUGAAUCAGACUCUGAUGCCUUGGCCUUAUAUUCCAGGCCCUUCAUUCAGUUGCCCACUUUGCCCACUGCUCCUCCUUUUCAGGUCUUCUCUGAGUUUAUUCCUGGCUUCCCAUUUCCACUCUAGUUAUCUUAUACUAUUCUCCUGUCUGGGGUUCCUGUGCCAAACUCUACACUUCCCUUAGGGUGUAAUCACAUAGACAUUUUCUCUUUGGAGCCUCUUUGGAUGACACCAGAUUUUCUCAGCAUUUUGGCAUACACUGUGAUGCACCUGCGGUAUUGUUUUGCCUUCGUUUUUUUAAUCCUGUUAUUUGAAUCAUACACAUAGAAUGUAUUGUCUCCCUGCAUGGAUUUUGAGUUCAUGGAGUUUGGCCCUUGUGUCCCCCCUCUGUCUCUGUAAACCUCUGUAGAAUGCCAUUUGAAUAAUAAUGACUGCUAGUUGAAUUAAAUUAUUAUAUUCAUUUAUCUCUCUCCUCCACAUCUUGGUCCUUUUGUUACUGUUUUCCUUACUCUUCUACCUUUCCAAGUUCUUAUCUCCUGAAGGCUGUCACAUUGAUGGAAAAAAAGUGAAUCUUAAUUACAUACAAUGAAAAGCUCAGAAAUUUUAGGAUAAAUGAUAGUAAUAGCAAUCUAAGGCAACUGAAAAUUUCAUCACUUCCAACUUUAGCCAUUAUUAAUACAAUCACUCAGACUACUAUGAAUGCACCUGGAGUUUUUAAAAUAAGAAUGUCUAACUUAAAAGCUCAGUUCUUUCCUGACCUAAUGCCUGUGGUUAUUAUUUAUCCUCUUGACAUAACUGGGUUUAAAUAUUCACUGUAUUCAAAUUACUCCUAUAGAUAAAUGUGAUUUGGAACCAACGUGUAGAUUUUUCCGGAAGAAACAUGGACACAUCUCACAGAAUGCAGUGUUUCCAAAGUUACCAGUUUAAUUUUAUUUUUAUUAAGGCCAAGUGUUCUUGCCAAUUUUUUGAAAAACUGUGAUGUUGGUAUUUUUCAUGUCUGUGUUUAUACAUUCUACAAGUUGAGAAAUGUGUUUUUCAAAAAUCAGUGAAAAUCGGAAAGUGUUAUGUUUUUAUCUUUCUACGUAACCUAUCUUUGUG